AUGAAUACGCGCCUGUGUUACGAGCGCGAACAUGUGCAGAAGAAGACAUUCACCAAAUGGGUCAAUUCGCAUCUGGACCGCGUCCACUGCCGCAUUCAAGAUCUCUACGCCGACCUGCGAGACGGCAAGAUGCUCCUCAAGUUGUUGGAAGUCCUCAGCGGCGAACGACUACCAAAACCGACCCGCGGCAAGAUGCGAAUUCAUUGCCUGGAGAACGUGGACAAGGCGUUACAGUUCCUUCGUGAACAACAUGUACAUUUGGAGAACAUGGGAUCUCACGACAUCGUCGACGGAAAUCCGCGCCUGUCGUUGGGACUCAUCUGGACGAUCAUCCUGCGCUUCCAGAUUCAAGGCAUAGAGCUAUAUGACACAGAGAACCAGGAGACGCGUUCGGCCAAAGAGGCGUUGUUGCUGUGGUGCCAGAUGAAGACCGCCGGCUACCCGAACAUCAAUAUCCGCAAUUUUAUGACCAGUUGGCGCGAUGGUUUGGCGUUCAACGCCUUGAUCCACAAGCACCGACCGGAUCUGAUCAGCUUCGACAAGCUGCAGAAAUCAAACGCGUUAUACAACCUUGAAAACGCGUUCAGCGUCGCCGAACAACAUCUCGGCAUUACGCGCCUCCUCGAUCCCGAAGACGUCAACGUUGAAAUGCCGGACGAAAAGUCGAUCAUUACAUAUUUGGUCAGCUACUACCAUUAUUUCAACAAGCUGAAGCAAGAGACGAUUCAAGGCAGACGUAUUGGAAAGGUGGUCAACGAGCUGAUGGAAAACGAUCAGAUGAUCAACGAAUACGAGGGGCUGUCAUCUGAUCUACUCGAAUGGAUACGCUCGACGAUCGAGAGGCUAAACGACCGCCAUUUUAUCAAUAGUUUGAUCGGUGUGCAAAAGCAGCUGAGCGAGUUCAAUAGCUAUCGCACAGAAGAGAAGCCGCCAAAGUUCGUGGAAAAGGGCAAUCUUGAAGUUCUGCUAUUCACAUUGCAGUCGAGAAUGCGAGCGAACAACCAGAAGCCAUAUCUGCCACGGGAAGGCAAGAUGCUUGCUGACAUCAAUCGGGCGUGGGAGAAUCUGGAGAGAGCAGAACACGAGCGAGAACUGGCGUUGAAGGAGGAGUUGAUUCGGCAGGAGAAACUUGAGCAACUGGCUGCUCGCUUCGACCGCAAGGCCGGCAUGCGCGAAACGUGGUUGGCUGAAAAUCAGCGACUCGUGUCUCAGGACAACUUUGGCACGGACUUGGCUUCGGUGGAGGCGGCGACCAAAAAGCACGAGGCGAUCGAAACCGACAUCUAUGCGUACGAGGAGCGCGUCCAGGCGGUGCUGGCGGUCGCUCACGAGUUAGAGGCCGAAAAAUACCAUGACAUCGAUCGCAUAAACUCCAGGAAGGAGAACGUGCUGCACCUAUGGAACCUGCUGCUGGAGCUGCUGGUGGGCAGGCGCGUGCGCCUCGAACUGAGCAUGGUCAUCCAACGCAUCUUCCAAGACAUGAUCUACGUGCUCGAUUGGAUGGACGAACUAAAAGGACGUCUGUUGAGCGAGGACUACGGCAAACACUUGAUGGGAGUCGAAGACCUGAUCCAAAAACACCAGCUUAUCGAGGCGGACGUGAACAUCGUCGGUGACCGCGUGAAGGCGGUCUGCCAACAGGCCGAACGGUUCACAUUGCCCGAGGGGCCGGAUGGAUCAGAAUAUCACCCGGUAGAUCCGCAGAUUGUUAACGAUCAGAUCAGACUACUCAAGGAACGUUACAACGAUCUACUAGCGAUGUUGGACGAUCGUCGAAGGCGUUUGGAAGACAACAAGCGCCUUUGCCAGUUUUUCUUGGACGUGGAGGAGUUGGAGCAAGGCUUCAAAGAAUUGGAAAAGGUGUUGAAUUCGCCGGAUGUUGGGCACGACGUCGUUUCCGUGCAUCUGCUGCUGUCGAAGCACAAAAGUGUCGAAGAUGAAAUGGGUUCUCUGGAGCGCAACAAAAACACCGUUGUCGACAAUGGCCAGCGUUUGAUCGAGGAGUCGAUUCCUGGUUCUGAACAGAUUCAAGAGCAGAUCGAUCACCUACAGGAGAUGUGGGUCGCUCUGUGCAAGCUGGCCGACAUGCGAAAGGGCCGGCUUCUUGGGGCGGUCGACUACUAUCAGUUCUUCGCCGAAUGUGACGACAUCGACGCAUGGGUGGUCGAUACGUUGCGUAUCAUCAGCUCGGAGGACGUCGGCAAAGACGAGGCGUCCGUGCAGCAGCUGCUCAAGCAGCACGAUACGGUCACCGACGAAUUGAACAACGGCCGCAAGCAGAUCGACCAGCUGUACCAGCAAGCCAAGAUCGCGAAGCUGCGCAAGCAACGUCUUCUGGACGCACUGACACUUCACCAGCUGUUCAACGACGCCGACUCGGUUGAAGCUUGGAUCGACGAAAAGGUUCGUGAGUUGUUUUUCUGUGUAGCGAAACUGUUGGAAUCACUAAAACCGGGCAACGAUCUCGAAGAAGUUCACAUCAUGCGUCAUCGAUUCCAAACCUUGGAACAGGACAUGAAUAACCAAGCGGCAAAGGUGGCGACAGUAAAUCAACUGUCGCGACAGCUGCUUCACGUUGAGCAUCCGAACUCGGACGAAAUACUGCAGCGACAGAACCGUCUGAAUGCUCGAUGGGCUCAACUGCAGGACAUGGUGAAGCGGAAGCGCGUCGAGCUCGACCGGGCUUACCGCCUGCAGACGUUCCGAAUAGACUGUCAAGAAACUGUGACCUGGAUCCAGGACAAGACUCGCCUGCAACGACGCCUAUCGAUGAUGGAGCGCGAUUUGGGAGCCAUUCAAGCCAAGCUGGACAACCUGGAAAAUGAGGCGGAACAGAUCCAGACCGAAAGACCAGAGGAGGUCGAAGCGAUUCGCGACAACAUUCACAAAAUCCACGACGUGUGGGAAAAGUUGACGCUAAAGGUGCGUGAGCACGAGGCGAAAUUGGAUGAAGCUGGUGACCUGCAACGCUUCUUGAGGGACGUAGACCAUUUCCAAGGAUGGCUAACUACCAUUCAGAGACAG
Molecule: messenger RNA, 3024 nt
Organism: Soboliphyme baturini
Lineage: Eukaryota; Metazoa; Nematoda; Enoplea; Dioctophymatida; Soboliphymatidae
Source: the annotation of a GenBank genome assembly